This is a messenger RNA of Synchytrium microbalum, 1680 nucleotides long. RefSeq lists its product as uncharacterized. The transcript is spliced from 3 exons. Gene Ontology annotation, biological process: anatomical structure morphogenesis; regulation of transcription by RNA polymerase II; cell differentiation. Lineage: Eukaryota; Fungi; Chytridiomycota; Chytridiomycetes; Synchytriales; Synchytriaceae. The record is from RefSeq and is a predicted model, not a curated record. The coding region runs from base 1 to 1680 and encodes 559 amino acids. Gene Ontology annotation, molecular function: RNA polymerase II cis-regulatory region sequence-specific DNA binding; DNA-binding transcription factor activity, RNA polymerase II-specific.
AUGGACGCAGUAUCCCAAUUCGUAGUUGGUUCUCCCUACAUGACAAACGACAUCACCCAAACUCAUAUUACUUCGCACGAAGCCUACUUUGGCGGACGCCCGAUAUUUGGACUAUUUGGAGACCAAAACAAUGCCACGCUAGGUGAUUUACGUGUACCUUCUUCCACCGACCUAUGGGAAACACCUGUUUCUCGUCGUGACGCGUCACAUCAUCAAUCAAUGAAUACGAGGAACACCCCCACUGUCAUCACCACCGAUACACGAAUGCGCCCACCACCAUUAGGCAGCAUCCCACGUGCAUCAUCAACCGGAUCAUGCUUUUCAACAUCCUGUUUACGCCUCCGUGAAAACUCGAAUGUCUUUUCAUCACCACCGCUACAACAUGGCACAGACUGUUUCGCAUCACCGAUUAUUACUUCAGCGCCGAAUGGAUAUCAUGAAAUAUCGCUCAUAUCUGCUAUAUCGAGUGGUGAGCAUCACCAUAUGGUGGAAUUGGAAGCUUCUGUGUUUGCGGCCAAGUCGUCGAGCAAACGACGUGCGUCAUUGUCACAGACUAUGAAUGCUAUGACUCUGUCGCUGGCGGAUGUGUCGCCUUCGUCUGCCUGUCUUGCUGCUAUUAAAUCGGAGUAUGAGAGUAGCUGUACUUUGAAUGGGGACAGUGAUGACACGAAUACUAUAAAGGAGGAGACGAGACAUAUCAAGAAGAAGGCCAGAAGGGGUGGAGCCGCUGCAGAUGAGACUAGGAAGGGUAGCACCAAGAAGUUUAAGAGUGAAUCGAGAACGUCCGUUGAUACGUUGGAUGGUAGUGAUGCUGUUUCUCCAGUCAAAGUGGAAUCUGAUGCUUCUGCUGGAUCAAUGGAUAUAGAUUCUGAAGACACUGCUGUCGCUGCUACACCAGUUGAUGGAAUCAAGAAAAACAACAAGAAGAAUCGUGUCGCUACGAUUCCUCGUCCACCAAAUUCUUUCAUACUGUACCGUCGUGAAAGACACGCCGCAAUUACAAGCCAAUACAAGAACUCUGCUGGCAAAGUCCUAAAUAAUAAUGUGAUUUCUAAGAUUGUGGCUUCAAUGUGGCAGAAUGAGUCUCCUGAAGUCAAGGCUACGUAUACUGCCAAGGCUGAGGAGGAGAAGAAGGCACAUCGUGAAAAAGCAUCUUCCUACAUCACCAGAUACCCACAUUACAAGUACCAACCACGUAAAAAUCUCACCAAAGGACCUGGCAAAGCUACUUUUACCGGUGACGGAUCUACUACAUCAGCGAGCCUCACUACUAUCGGUCGCCCUAAUACUCCAGCAUCAUCUUCAGCUACAUCCCUCCUAUCGACCAUAAAGUCAAACAUGAUGUCUACAUGGCUUUCUCCUCCUCCACCAGCUGUUUCGUCAACAACUACACCAUCCGCACAUCUUCCAACAGCAUCUAAUCUUCAGCAACAACAACAGCCACGUAUCAUCCAAAUCCAUCAACAGCAACUAGCACCAGCGACCAAUAAUACCAAUACCAAUAGCUUUAAUCUGAACCUCGGUGGACAGCGGGUUAAUGUGUAUGCCAUGGGAAUGAUGGGUGGGCAACCGUGUUUUACUUUGAGUGUGGGCGGUGGUGGUGGGUCGUCCUUGUUUCGUACCGCGAGUGGAACUAGUAAUGGUGCUGCUGCUACGAGUGCACCGUCCGAGACUCAUUAA